AUGUAUAUAUAUAACUUGGAUAUAUNGGACCUACGCUGUGCUGCUGGUUCCUGCAGAGACACUGAAGAUGCCUUUUCUUACGUAGAAAUCUCCUCUGAAAGGAUUCACGAAGACUAUGCAUCUGAUGAGAUUUUAUGCCUUAUCAGCUUUAAAUGUAGCGGGAUCCAAAAUGAAUCAAUUGCAUUCGUAGCCAAGCUUGUAGAACUCUUGAACCUCAAGCUUAAUUGCAGAGAACAUUGUAGGCUUUAUCCAUCUCCCGGUGCUUUGCAACUGGUUGACGGUGAAGACACCGACGAUGUUGUUGAUGUCGCUGGUGUGAAAAUGGGAGAACCACUUGUGAUUACGGGAGAUUACGGUUCAAAUAAAUCGCAUUUCCAAGCUAUUUCCGAGGGCCUCAUUCCGAAAAAUGAGCCUGGAAAAAGUUUAUCUGACAAGAAACCUGAAGAAAAAGCCGAGAAAACCGACGAUGAAGAUGAGAAUAUGUUAUGAAUCCUACAAGAUAUUACUUGAACUUUGAAAUUUAAAAUGGAUCCGUGAACAGCCAUGCCCAAGAUGAGAUAAAAACUCUCAACGUGGAAUUAAAAUAUGCAAGUUAAAACGUGUAUUGCCAAAAGGCGAUAUUUUGUAACGUGGAGUGGCAACCAUUAUGUUAUUAACUAUCGUCAGAGAACACAAUUUUAAGGUUGAUGAAAUUAUUGGUGCUUUUUUUAGGUGUAUUAUUUGGAAAUUUAUGUAUCCUUAGAAAUAUUAUAAUACUUCAAUCAUUGCGGUAGUUCCUAAAUUGAGCACAGAGUGUCAGAGGACUUUGUUGCCUUCUAUUUCUAUUGAUGUCGUUAGUCGUUUGGGUAACCUUUCAUUUUACUUCAAUUCUUUGACCGAAUUGCGAACUUGCCCUUCAAACGAAGCACAUUUUACAUCUUUUGGCUCCAAGAAAUAUUUACGGUUGUUCUGGUUUUACAGAACUUAUUUGAAAAGGACAUUAUGAUACUUAACAGUUGGUGGGUUUGACAUAACUAUAGAUAAUUUUUAUAUUUGUAAAGACUACCUAUCAUAUGGCAGAACAUGGUCCGUAACUUUAAGGAAUUCCUCACACGCCUUUACCUGCAGUCAGGUGAAGGAUGCAUAGAGCACAAACUUAGUUUUACAGGGCUAAGAGUCC
Molecule: messenger RNA, 1159 nt
Organism: Stylophora pistillata
Lineage: Eukaryota; Metazoa; Cnidaria; Anthozoa; Scleractinia; Pocilloporidae
Source: RefSeq, a predicted model, not a curated record